Messenger RNA from Dracunculus medinensis (Guinea worm), 921 nucleotides. Lineage: Eukaryota; Metazoa; Nematoda; Chromadorea; Rhabditida; Dracunculidae. The record is from the annotation of a GenBank genome assembly.
AUGGCAUCAGACCGCGCCGCUUGGAAGCGUCUUACCCUUAUAGCCGUUGGAGCCAGCCUAACCAGUAAUGACGGACGUUUACGGAUCAGUCCAGAUCCUGCUAGAUUGGCACACUACGACUACAGUUUCAAUAAUAUGACAGUUGUCUGCUCGCAGCAAGUAGAUGGUAAACUUCAAGAGACAGAUGUUGUCGUCAAUGUUGAUUCUUUGAUCGGUGAUGACGAUAACAAUGGAAGAUAUCGAAUGGAUGAUUUCGAAUCGCUUCCGAAGAAUUUUAAAGAAAUUGUCCAUACGAGAAUGAAUAUCAAAAUCGGAAUUGGAUAUGGCGAGUGGUCCUGUUGUACAGCUUGUUGCUGUACGAGUGAGACUUGUUCCUAUGAAUAUGCGCUUUCAUCUAAGGAAUGCGAUAAAUUGGAAAGCUAUCGAACGCGGUUGGCAUAUCUCUCUUUUUUUAAAAUCAAUCCUUAUCGAGAAAUUAAAGUGGCGAUCGCGAGGAAUAUUCAUAUCCAACAAGCGAUUAUAACCUUUGAUAAAUAUCUAAGUACUGCACCAUACCAUUUAACAGGAAUACCUAUAUAUUCAACUCUUCUUCGCACUGAUCAGAACUGGAAAACUCUGCAGAGAUAUCUUUUGGCAAAAUUGAUCAAAGACAAGGAUUACUUUAAAACUAUUAAAGGCAAAUUAGGCCAAUUUGUUGAAUCGGAAAGUUGCAAUGAUAUGAAAGAGAAAUUUGAUUGUCGAAUUUUGGACGAGUACCUUGAAUACGCAGUUGAUGCAGUCUUUUCUGCUGGUAGUUAUAAGGAAAUGCAAAUAAUCUUAAACAAUGUGUCAGCAACUGCAACGAGAAUUGGAUUCGAUGAAGUACCUGAUUUUAAAUUUCUUGGAUCCACUCUAAUUCCAAAUGGCCAGGCGAAAUUGUAA